GUGUGUGCCUGCGCUGGUGUUCUCUGCUGGCUGAGGGACUUUUCCAUAGCUCCUGCCUCAGUACCUGGAUGUGCUGGCAGCGGGAUGAUCGGCUUGGCUCGCGGAGCAUUUACUUCUAAUCUCCGGCUUGUGACAUCCCAGCAGAAAGGGGCAAACCUUUCAGGAGCAGCUCUGCGGGCUAGGCAGAGGGGAAAUGGCUGGUGAAUGGAUGUGGUGAGAGAUUUCCUAGUUCUGGACAUGACCUUCAGCACCACAAUGAAUCAGGAAAAACCUGUCAAAUCCUCCUAGCUCCCCGGCUGUGCAAUUUGCUGUUCCCUCCCUGUUCCCCAGACAGCAGCUUUUCUCACCCAAGACACAGGAGCCAGCAAGUCACAAAUGACAGCUGAAAACUGAAGCAUUACCAAAAGCUGCGUGAGACUCUGUCAAAGAGAACCUUUAUAUAUAAUUCUCCUUCCAAGCCUGGGAAGCUGAGCAUCCCAUCACUUCCAAAGAGCGGAGGGAAGAUAUGUUCAAGUAACCAACAACCGAAACUGCACCAAUCCAUACCCAUUUUAGAAUAUCUACACAGUGACCUGCAGCACUUAGAACUCUCCGUUCAGGAUGGAUGAUGGAUAUAGAAACACAAACCAGGUCUCAGAUGACUACAGGUACCAGGAUGGCAACUACAACGCGCCCAACGACGGCUACUACCGGGGCGGGGAUGAGCCCGCGCAGGAAGAGGAUGCCCAGAGCGAUGUCACAGAGGGCCACGAUGAGGAUGAUGAGGUCUAUGAGGGGGAGUACCAAGGCAUCCCACACCCAGACGACAUUAAAGAGAAGCAGAAGAAGCGAGCCCCUGCCGUGGAUGAUGAGUACAGAGACCGUGCUGACCUCAUGGCCGAGAGGAUGGAGGAUGAGGAGCAACUCGCCCACCAGUAUGAGAACAUCAUUGAGGAGUGUGGCCACGGACGCUUCCAGUGGACUCUCUUCUUUGUUUUAGGGUUGGCACUGAUGGCAGAUGGGGUGGAGGUGUUUGUGGUUGGAUUUGUGCUCCCCAGUGCUGAGAAGGAUAUGUGCUUGUCCAGUUCCAACAAAGGGAUGCUGGGCUUGAUAGUCUACUUAGGAAUGAUGGUGGGGGCUGUCUUGCUGGGCGGCCUUGCUGACAAACUGGGAAGAAAGCAAUGCCUCAUCAUAUCACUCGCAAUCAAUGCUGCCUUUGCGUUCCUCUCCUCCUUCGUCCAGGGUUAUGGAUUCUUCCUCUUCUGCCGCCUUAUCUCAGGCCUCGGUAUUGGGGGCACCCUCCCCAUCGUGUUUGCCUAUUUCUCUGAAUUCCUGUCUCGUGAGAAGAGAGGGGAACACCUGAGCUGGCUCUGCAUGUUCUGGAUGAUUGGUGGCAUUUAUGCCUCAGCAAUGGCUUGGAGCAUCAUCCCACAUUAUGGCUGGGGGUUCAGCAUGGGAACCAAGUACCACUUCCACAGCUGGAGAGUCUUUGUGCUCGUGUGUGCUCUGCCCUGUAUCGCCUCCCUGGUGGCACUGAAAUUCAUGCCUGAAAGCCCACGGUUUCUGCUGGAGAUUGGCAAACAUGAUGAAGCUUGGAUGAUUCUCAAGCAAGUCCAUGACACCAACAUGCGGGCCAAGGGCGAGCCGGAGCGGGUGUUUACGGUUUCCUAUAUCAAAACUCCAAAGCAAGUAGAUGAAUUUAUUGAAAUCCAGAGCUCAACAGGGACCUGGUACCAGCGGUGGCUGGUCAGAAUCACGACUACAUUAAAACAGGUCUGGGACAACGUGCUAUAUUGUUUAACAGCCCAGUACAGGAUGAACACACUGAUGCUGGCUGUGGUUUGGUUUACAAUGGCCUUAAGUUACUAUGGCCUUAUUGUCUGGUUCCCUGACAUGAUCCGCUAUUUCCAAGACGAGGCAUAUGAAUCCCGAGUGAAGAUCUUUGAUGAGGAAGAAGUGUCCCAUUUCACCUUUAAUUUCACCCUGGAAAACCAGAUCCAUAGAAAUGGGGAGUACAGGAAUGACAAAUUUAUUGGCAUGAAAUUCAAGGAAGUGAGAUUUGAGGAUUCAUUAUUUGAGGAUUGCUACUUUGAAGAUGUGAGAUCCAGUGAGACCUUCUUUGAAAACUGCACCAUCAUCUCUACUGUCUUUUAUAACACUGAUCUCUACGAACACAAAUUCAUCAACUGCAGGCUCAUCAACAGCACCUUCAUGAAGGAGAAGGAAGGCUGCCACAUCGACUUUGAGGAGGACAAUGAUUUUCUGAUCUACCUGGUCAGCUUCCUGGGCAGCCUGUCUGUGCUGCCAGGCAACAUCAUCUCUGCUCUGCUCAUGGACAAAAUCGGGAGGAUAAAGAUGAUUGGCGGCUCAAUGCUGAUCUCAGCCGUGUGCUGCUUCUUCCUGUUCUUCGGGAACAGCGAGUCGGCGAUGAUCGGCUGGCAGUGCCUCUUCUGCGGGGCCAGCAUCGCCGCCUGGAACGCCCUGGACGUCAUCACCGUGGAGCUCUACCCCACGGACAAAAGGGCAACAGCCUUUGGCAUCCUCAAUGGGCUUUGCAAGUUUGGUGCCAUCCUGGGGAACUCCAUCUUCUCCUCCUUCGUGGGGAUAACCAAGGUGGUUCCCAUCCUUCUGGCCUCCUCCGCUCUGGUUGGAGGUGGCCUGCUGGCUCUGCGCCUGCCAGAGACUCGAGAGCAGGUCCUGAUGUGAGCAACAGAGGCCGUGGGGGCUUGUGGGGGGGCAGAUGUAGAAGAAGAACAAAAAAGAGCCAUGUCUGGAAAACUGAAAACAUUCAUUCUGUACUGUUCUGUCGAUACCUCAAAGCAAGACGGCAGAGGGAAAGAGGAACCCGGAGGGAUUUAAACAAAACCAUCGUUCCUGACCUUAUUACAGCCACAGCUGGUGCAUGCAGCCCCCACACACCCCUGGCAGAGCUUGGGUUCCACCCUGCCUAUGCUGGGAGCCCCCCUGUCCCUGUCCAUCCCCUGCAAGGACACCAGAGGCAGGCAGCGGCUCCGUGCCCGCGUGGGUGUGACACGGGAGGACAGACCCGACCCUCCUGCCUGGCCAUCCACCUCAGCUGUGCUCAGACACACGGAGCAUCCGGGGAGGGCAGGUAACCAGCCUGCUCUAGGCGAGUUCCAGCAACAGGGCUGAGAGUUGCAGAUGUGGCCACGGGCCCCAGCUGUCUUGAUUUUGGGAUUACCACUCCUGGUUUCUUGAGGAUGUGAAGAUGGGUGCUCGGCUGUCUCAGAAGACUCAGAGCUUCAAAGCCCUUUACUGUCUUCACUUGGGCACAGGGAAUCACUAGACACCUUCUUGCUGUGGAAGAGAAAUAUCUAAAUAAUUAUAUAUAUAUAUAUAUGUAUUUACACCUACUUGCAAACAUACGUACACCCAUUGAAGUGAUCAACUAUUAAAAUUUAGGAUUUCUAAUUCCUGCACCCUUAAGAGGACUUUAAGAGUGACACUAAAAACAAAUCCCAGUAAUUCAAGUUUAUCAGGAGUCAUGACCAAUUUAGUAACACUUUGUUCUUUACAUCCAGAUACCAAAUAUUUAAAUGUAUUAGUGGCUGGGAAUAUAUAUUUCUAUAAUGAUUAAGAGGGUUUUUUCCUUACAGCUUUCACAGAGGAGAAAUCGAUAUGAUAUUGGAGCAUUCCACAAACCAAAUGUGUACAUAUUAUCCAGUGUAAAUAGGGGAUUUUUGCCUAAUACCUAGAGAAUGGUAACUGUGAAUUUACCAGCAUUUUAGCCAUAUUAUUUGAAGAAUAUGAUGCUUGAUUUUCUAAUAUACUUGGGUCUCAUUGAAACACUGUAAGCACAGUUACUUAAAGCCAUUUAACCUUGUUACACAGGGAAUGCACACAGCAAGCUUUCACUGUACAGAACAUUAAAUUCCCCAUUAAGUGGCACAGUUUAGUUUGGUAUCCUGUAGAGAACAUUUCUGAAAUUCGUGUGCCCUUUUUAUCACUCAAGUUAAGUCCUGUUGCACCUAGAGGCAAAGUGAGUUGUGCAUUUUGGGGUGUGUUUUCUUGGGAAACCAGAACGAAAAGACACUGUUCAAUAACACACCAGUGCUCACAAUGGAUGAGAUAACACUAAUUAUACCCUUUCAACGAGCUCAGCAACAGACCAGAAUUGAUCUGAAACCACCACAUAGUGCAGCUAAUUUGUCAACCAGGAUAUUCUGUGACAUAAAAAAGUUCUUUUGUACUUUUGCUGGUGAUCUUCUCAUUUACCUUUUGUUGGUUUUUGUUUGUUUUUGCUUUUUUGGUGAUUUUUUUUGUUUGUUUUUUAAGAAAACCAAGA
Molecule: messenger RNA, 4285 nt
Organism: Passer montanus (Eurasian tree sparrow)
Lineage: Eukaryota; Metazoa; Chordata; Aves; Passeriformes; Passeridae
Gene: SV2B
Product: synaptic vesicle glycoprotein 2B
Exons: 13
Coding region: 601-2685 (694 amino acids)
Biological process (GO): transmembrane transport; chemical synaptic transmission
Cellular component (GO): membrane
Molecular function (GO): transmembrane transporter activity
Source: RefSeq, a predicted model, not a curated record